Molecule: messenger RNA, 7798 nt
Organism: Morone saxatilis (striped sea-bass)
Lineage: Eukaryota; Metazoa; Chordata; Actinopteri; Moronidae
Product: von Willebrand factor D and EGF domain-containing protein
Exons: 33
Coding region: 426-6713 (2095 amino acids)
Molecular function (GO): calcium ion binding
Source: RefSeq, a predicted model, not a curated record
CACAAGAUGUCAACAUGUGGCAGAGUGGCUCUUGUGAGCAGCAGAGAGUCAAGGCGCACAGUGUGUCCGUGGAGACGCUGCUGAGAGGAUUUCCACUCUGAUCGCGUUCGUUAUUGAUUUGGAUCCACGUGAUGUUGAUGGAGAGACGUUGUCGGGGAUCACAGAGGAUCCACCUACAGGAACAGACUCCUCGGUGUUUCACUGCCUCCUCCCUCCUCUCGUUGUCAUCCUGCGCCCUCCGCACAGGGAAGCCGCAGUCUCCAGCGAGCGGAGCGCAAAAUUAAACCUCUUUUUCUCCGAUUAUAAAACGGGAUCGGGAGGAUAAAAAACAAACUGCUUCACUUUCGCACCGUUUCUGCAAACUUUCAAUGGGACCCGAAGACUGAGGCCAGCUACCUGCAUCGCUUUAACCCAGAGCCGCAACCAUGGACUGUUGCGCAUUUGGUUCGGUGCGCCUGUUGUUUCCAGGAUAUUUACGCAUGGCGCUGCUGUGGGUUGUGCAAUUAGGAGCGUUCGCGCAACAUGCUCCAGAGUGUUACCCAGGAGGCCAUCAGAUUUUGCAUAAUCCCUAUCGCAGCGUCGACUUCGACUCCACAGAGAUCCAGAACACGGCCAUCCAGGACCUGAUCUGUGACCACUCGCUGUCACCAGGCUGGUACAGAUUCAAGAUCAACAACAAGCCAGCGGAGAUGCCGACCACCUGCGUUGAGAUGAAUCGCUGUGGUACGCAGGCUCCGGUGUGGCUUUCCCUGAAGGACGCCUCCCUGCCGCGGCCCGGCGAGGUCCGCCAGCUCUCUGCCUGUGCCACCUGGCAGUUCUUUCACGGCAGUGCCAAGGACUGCUGCCUCUUCCGCAUCCCCGUCACAGUGCGGCACUGCGGCGAGUUCCUGGUCUACUACCUGCAGCCCACGCAGGGGUGCAUGGGAUACUGCGCUAAAGUUGCUCCAGAUUUGGGACCCAGACUCUGCCCACCAGGUGAGGUUGAAGUGAACGGCCGAUGCAAAGCUGCCAUUCCAUCCCUGCCGUCUCGACCAGUGAUCACCACGGAGCUCAUCGGCCAAAGUGUCCACCUGAGGUGCUCGUUCAUCCCACCGCCGUGGAGCCAGCCACUGGGCUUUCAGGUGGUUUGGGCCAGACACAUAGGCCACAGCAUGAAAGCUGAGAUCAGGCAGGAAUCCACGCUGAAGCCCUUCUCCCUGGCGGAGAUGGAUGGCGUUCACUUCAGGCUCGGAGAAACGUUCUCCUGCAGUGUGUCGACUUUCAGAGCCAACUCCAGCCACAGCAGAUCUACUCCAAAAGAAAGUGAGAGUUUCUACGCUGGACUGAAGUUUUCUCCAGACUUGCUCCACAUAGCAGAGAACAGUAAGGAGCAUGAGGUGACCGUCCACAGCACAGUGCCUGUUCCCUGCUACGGCCCCGACCAUGGUCACCAGUGUGGAGUUCCCCUGGCUCUGAGCGUCCAAGACCCAGACAGUCUCGGACAUGAGGUCUCAAAUGUGGCGCUAUCCGCCUGCCAGGUGGAACUCCAGCCUAAUGUCUGCAGCGACGGCAGCUGUGGCCAGGCAACCUUUUUUGUCACUGCUGUCACCGAUUUCACACGAGAUGGGAACCGAGCAAGUCUGAUCAGCGUUUUGCCCGGACCCAGCGCACCACGACUCUGGAGAAACUACAUCCCAACAUCCCUGAAAGUCAUGGUCCAGGACGUUCCUACUUCCAUCUGCUACUCUCUGACUGAUCCACAUGUCAUUACCCUGGACGGCAGGCGUUAUGAAAACCACCAAACUGGCACCUUUGUUCUUUACCGGAGCCUCGUCAGGGAGUUUGAGGUCCACUCUCGCCAGUGGGACUGCGGCAGCCGACACUACGCUGUCGCCUGCAACUGUGGUGUUGCGGUGCGAGAGGGGAACGAGAUUGCCAUCUUUGACAUGUGCAAUGGCCAGCCGCAGGAAACCAGGCCACAGCUUACCCUGAAGAACAUAGGUGACAGGGAGGGCAGUCGAGUCAGGGUCCUGGAGUCCCACCAGGGGAAGAAGGUCACCUUGAUCUUUCCCUCCGGGGCCUUUGUUAGGGCCGAUGUUGGUGACUGGGGGAUGAGCCUUUCCAUCAGGGUGCCCAGCGUUGACUACAGCAACACGCAAGGCCUCUGUGGCACCUUUGACCGAAAUGGCAACAACGACUUUCACGGCUCUGAUGGUGGCUCCUUUGGCCCAGAUGACCUACCUCGCUUCAUAGAGAACUGGAGGAUAGCUCCUGGUGAGAGUUUAUUUGACAAGACACCUCCUGGGACGAUGCAGGAAGUCAGGAGGCCUUUCUGUCAGUGCCAAAAAGGAUACAGCACUUCUCAUCACGCUGGCAGGGGGAUGAGGAACUUGUACAAUCCUUCCGCUCACUCCGACUGCAUAUCAUACCAUAAUGUGGAUUACACAUCUGUGUUCCCCUCUAUGGACACAACAGUGGAAUACAUAAAGAGUCCAGAAAGAGAGGAAAGCAUCCUGGAUAUGGCCUUUAACAGUCAUCCUCUGGAGAGGAGGCACCUUCGGUCUCACAGCGAGAACAAUAAAGACAGUGAUGGUGAGCUGGGCGGUGAGUUCAGGGAGGAUCUUCUGCUUUCUGUUGACAGGCCGAAAAGAAAAGCGUCAUUUGAAUUCCAGCCUGUCUUCACUUCUCAGAGCUUCAGCCAGGCUGAUCUGGAGAACCUUGCCUACUUCUUCCCUGAGGAUCACUUGGCAGAAGCCCGACCAGACUUGCAACCACAGUGGCCCACGCCGAGCGGCCUAACCUCAGCCAAAGCUCUAGAGGUGUGCCAGAUAGCUUUGGCCAACUCGACUGUUGGUGCAGUGUGCCGGGGCCUGCUGGGACGCCGCCUAGAGGAGACAGUGGAUCUCUGCAUUCUGGACCUGCAGCUCAAAGACGACCUGGGGUGGGAGGAGGCACUGCUGCCGUACCUAGAGAAUGAGUGUGAGAGGAGGCUGUUGGAAAACCGGACCCAGAGAGCAAUGGAGGUGGGUGGUCCAUCAGGAGCAUCCAUUGAGGUGGUGACAGCCCUGCGCUGCCCCAACUUUUGCAAUGGAAAUGGAGAGUGCACAGAGUGGGGCUGCCAGUGCUAUCCCGGCCACAGCUUCUACGACUGCAGCCUGACCAUCAGCCAGCCAGUGGAGUUAACAGAUUUGGAGAACGGUGGUUUGUGUGACAUCCGAGCCUUCAACUGUCGCAACAUUCGAGUCUUCGGUCUUGGCUUCAUCGACUCUCCUGACCUUAGCUGCCAUGCCACCAGACUGAAGUAUAUGAAUGGAGUUUGGGUUCCAGGGGAAAAACAGAGAACGAAGGCCACCUUCCUCAACUCCAAGGCUUUAGACUGUGCUGUGCCAUCUCUGAGCAACACAGCCGUCAAUACAGAGGACUUCAUGAUGGACGAUAAACCAUACGCACGCUGGGAGAUUAAGGUAACCAAUGAUGGCUCCCAGUACAGCAAGGCCAAGGUCUUGACAAUCUACGAUGGCGUUUGCCAGGUCUGCGAGGCAUCACGCUCAGGACUCUGUAAGUUAAAGGAGAGGACAUGCAACAUCGACGGGAUGUGUUUCACAGAGGGAGACGCCAAUCCCAGCAGCCCUUGCCUCCUCUGUGACCCGGACACCUCCAAAUUCACCUGGUCCGUAACCCAAGUAAAUGAGCCGCCGGCCUUUCACCGACCUCAAAGCGACAUGCGGACAUUUGCUGGGGAGAACUUCGUCUUCCAGUUUGCGGCAUCUGACCCGGAGGGCUCUGCACUUCUCUUCCAGCUGGAGGAAGGGCCAAAGGGGGCUGUCCUCUCCCCUGCCGGCCUCCUUAUCUGGAGGGUCCCAUUGUUUCCUGACGAGGAGGAGGGAAGUCGAUCGAGGCGCUCCUUCCGCUUCACGCUGUCAGACGAGUGCAACGCCCAGAACACCUUCACCGUGGAGAUUGAUGUGGUGCCGUGUGGGUGUCAGAAUGGAGGUUCGUGUGUGACGGAUGUCAAUUUCCCUGCUGGCAGUGGGAAGUACCUGUGUGUAUGUCCUGAGGGUAAGCAGGGCCACCUCUGCGACGAGGAUGUAGACGAAUGUUUGUCGGCUCCGUGCACAGUCGGCAAGUGCAUUAACACAGCCAGCGGGUACAGGUGCGAGUGUCCUGCAGGGUUGAGAGGUGUAACAUGCCUGGAAGAUAUCAAUGAGUGUGAAAGGAAGCCUUGUUUCCAAGGAGUUCAAUGCUUCAACAGCUUUGGCUCCUAUGGCUGUGGCCCGUGCCCCAAAGGCAUGCUGGGAAAUGGGACGACAUGUACAGUCGUCCGGCCAGUCCCCAUCUCUCCCACAUCUGCUCCUCGUAUGACUGUCUACAAGAUCCCAGAUGUUCUGCUGCAACUACCCAAAACAAAGACAGACACUUUCCAGAAGACCUCAAGUGGUAGGCCCCUACAGACGAGGGCUGAGGCUGGGAAGACAAUUCCAAGGCUUGACCCAAACCAAUCAAAACCUAAGACCACCUCUUUGAGGCAGAUUCCAGGAAUAAGCCAGAACCCAGCACUCUCUAAGGCAGAAACUAACAAGAGCAUCACAGCAAUUACACCAAUUGUGUCCCAAACAAAGACUGAUGCUUUGAGGAAAACCCAAGGAAUUAAACUUAACCCAUCCAGAACUAACACAGACACCAACAUCUCAGCAAUUACAGAAGACCAAGUCAAGCCUGAUCCGCCCAAAAUCAGCACUACUAUUGCCAAGACAUCCACUGUCACACAGCCAUCGGGAAAUGGCAGACCAGCUUCAGGAUCUGGUCAGUCUCCGGCUGUGAAUGUGUUGGCUACAUGUGCCAGUAGGCCCUGCUUCCCCGGGGUUCAGUGCAUCAACCGCAGGCCGCCACAUGUCGGCUAUGUUUGUGGCCGCUGCCCCCCCGGCCUUUACGGCAACGGACGCAUCUGCAUGAAGAACGCCAAGGCAGCAUCCAAUCAUCUUCCUCAGCAGCAGACGGUAGCCAAGUCCAGCCGAUUCCCGCACGGUAGCAGCAGCAGCAGCAAAGCCUCCCAGCUCCACCUGCCUAACCUUCCCACCAGGCAUGGUAUCAAACACCUGUCCUUGUCUGUCACAAGAGCGAGUCGAGAUAAUACACCACAGGUUCCCACCUCAGGGAGGGGAGGCGGGACGGGGAGGCGAGAGGCGGUCACUGCUUCAAGAGAUGUUCCUAGAACCUCAAUCAGUGCCCACCACGUCACUGCAAACACUCACAUCACUCGCCAAAGUGCCAUCGUCAGAUCAGAUGCCAGGACAUACUCCAGAUCUAGCCUGGCUUUCUCCAGGGUUUCUACAGUUCCCCAUGUGACCGUUUCAAGGCAGUCUGAAGGAGCACUGACUGCUGCCACACCUUCCAAGGUAACACCGCCUGCUCCUCACCUGUCCACUCAGUCUGGCAAAGUGACGCUCAACCAUCUGGCAUCUACCCAGGCCAAACACUGGACCCCUCCAAAACCUGUUCUCCCACUCACAGCGGCCCUCACCGCUCUGUCCUACUCAUUAUCUGAGUCGGAGUUCUCUGCAGAUGGAGAUGAGGCUGAGACUGGAUCCGAAGGCCCAGAGAUGCCACACAUGGUCCCGGCAUUGACCUUCACAACACCGGGCAAGACGGCCUAUAGCAGCUCCCUGCUGCAAAGAGCUACCUCCAUCCGCCCAGGGGACAGGAGCGGUACGACAGCCAACAAACAUGUGAUGACCUGCGCUGACCAUCCGUGUUUUCCUGGUGUCUUGUGUGAACCAGCAAUUGAUGGGGGUUUCCGCUGUGGGAGGUGUCCUGUAGGGUACACCGGAGACGGACUGGCCUGUCGAGCUGUUUGCAGACAUACAUGUGGUAGGAACAUGGAGUGUGCAGCGCCCAAUACAUGCCGCUGCAAACCAGGCUACACUGGCUUCAACUGUCAGACAGCAAUCUGUGAGCCGGAUUGUAUGAACGGGGGUGUUUGCAUAGCUCCGGGUGUGUGUCAGUGUCUCAGAGGCUUUCAUGGAGAAACCUGUCAGGAAGCUCUGUGCAGACUUCCGUGUGAAAACGGAGGCACCUGCGUGGGACUGCAGACUUGUUCCUGUCCUUAUGGGUUUGUUGGACCUCGAUGUGAGACCAUGGUGUGUAGCCGUCACUGUCACAACGGAGGCCAGUGCGUGUCUCCAGACAAGUGCAUGUGUUCGCCAGGCUGGACCGGACUGUCCUGUGAGACUGCUCUCUGUUCUCCCGUAUGUCUGAACGGAGGUUCGUGUCUUCGGGCAAAUAUUUGCGAGUGUCCUCACGGUUUCUACGGGGCACAAUGUCAGAAUGCUGUCUGCAGUCCUCCCUGUAAGAAUGGCGGUCUGUGUAUGAGGAACAAUGUCUGCUCCUGUCUGCAGGGAUACACCGGGAGGCGAUGCGAGAAAAGUGUGUGUGAGCCCAUGUGUAUGAACGGCGGCAGGUGUGUCGGUCCAGAUGUUUGUGAUUGUCCGUCAGGUUGGCGAGGAAAGAUAUGUGAUAAAGCCAGCUGUCUGCAUAAGUGUCUGAACGGAGGCGAGUGUGUAGGAGCCAACACCUGCCACUGCGCCCCGGGGUGGCAAGGCAUGCUGUGUCAGAUCCCUCACUGUGAACAGAAGUGUCUUUAUGGCAGUCGAUGUGUCCGACCAAACGUCUGCGCCUGCCGGAGCGGACACUCAGGUUCUCUUUGCUCCAGAAGGCUCCCUAUUUUGCGAGGCUGAGACCCACUUACAAUCUACAAACACCAAACUGUUGGCGUUCAGUCAGCAGCAAUAAAACCUUCAGGUGAUCCAGAGCCAUCAGCACAGACCAUCAUCACAAGAAAACCCAAAGCAUCUCUGUGCAUUCAGUAAAGAGCCAAUCUUAGCAGAAAAAAAACAAAACUGGAAGGUGGGGGGAAAUGUAUGUUUUUACAACUGAAUCUGGUGGUUAUCCAUGUAACCUGAUCUCUCUGAGUAACCUGGUUUCUUGAGUGCAUGCAAACGCACUGUAUGAAACUGAAGUGGUUUGUUAUCCAGAAAUGCUUCCAAACUCCAAUACCAGACUAACAGAUCGAGGCUAACAGUUUCCCCCUGCUUCCAGUCUUUGUGCUGAGCUAGGCUAAUGAGAUGCUUCAUAUGCAUUCUGCAUUAUUUAAACACUUCAGUGUCUUAUAAUGAGUCCUAGAAGCUUAACUGUAUUAAAUCAUUUGCCGUGUUUCCAUCCAAGUGUAUCACAAAUUAAAAUCUAAUUUCGAGUGUAUCUGCAAAACAAAAUGCGAUUGAAUGCGAAUGUUAUGCGAUUAGCAUUAUGUGGCGCCAAUUCUCAAGGAAAGGGCGCAACAAGUACACGAGGGAGAUGUGACAUUUCUGUUUGAUGUUGAUUGAUAUUGAUGUGAGGAAGGUUACAUCAGAUCUGUGUGCAGCGAUUAUAGAUUCAUUUUGUAAAAUGGAAUUUUGCCAUUUCCCUCUUUUCUUACUUCAAAAUGUGCAUAAUACGGAGAUAGAAAAACGUCUGUUGCUUCGGACUAAUGUUCUUCUUAAAUGUUCAGUUUCUUUUUUGACCCUAGACGUCAUACAUGAAACGUAAACUUCAUCAUCAGGACAGGAGCUACAGUGGGGAGACUUUUACUGUAAAUGCCAUCAUGUUCAGGUUCUACGCUACAAACCCAAAACCUCCGUAUGAGUAUUUAUUUAUUUGGUUGUUUUAUAUUGACGCAUAUUUCUUGUUGUAUAUAUCUUAAUCACUGUAUAAUCUAUGUUAUUUCUUAUAAAAGCUUGUUUAUUGGUUGUUUUGUAAGAAAACUAAUAAAGAUCCUUUUAAGGUA